AAUUAUUUUAAUUCCGCUCCAAAUAGACCGGAUCGUGCUUUGUAAUCUCCCCGUGAAAUUAUGAGAUACCCGGAAACAUCGCGAGGCAUAGCAUCGUGAUAUGAAUGAUCGGCAGAGCCGAAAAACUUCCAUGUGUCGCAACCUUUUUCUAGUCAGCAACGAGUUUUCUGAAAUAAACUUGUGAUAUUAUAGUGGACCAAUGGCUACAUCAGACUUCGUGUUGGGAGGCCUGGCCUCGGUGGGUGCCACGUUCUUCACCAACCCCAUUGAGGUGAUUAAGACCCGUAUCCAGCUGCAAGGAGAGCUGGCGGCCCGAGGCUCCUAUGUGGAGCCCUACAAGGGCAUUGUCCAGGCAUUCGUGACGGUGGCAAAGAACGAUGGCAUGACCGGCUUGCAGAAGGGCUUGGCUCCGGCUCUGUUCUUCCAGUUCAUCAUAAAUUCUUUCCGGUUAAGCAUUUACUCAUCGGCGGUAGAGAAGCGCUGGAUGCACAAAAAGAAUGGAGAGGUAUCCUUCGGGCUCGGCCUGAUGUGGGGAGCAAUCGGAGGAGUUGUGGGCUCAUACUGCUCCAGUCCGUUCUUCUUGGUCAAGACUCAGCAACAAUCGCAGGCUGCCAAACAAAUUGCCGUCGGCUAUCAGCAUACACACACCUCCAUGACCAAUGCCUUAAGGCAGAUCUACGCCAAGAAUGGGAUCCCCGGACUGUGGCGCGGAUCAGUUGCCGCCCUGCCCAGGGCCGCCAUGGGAUCCGGGGCCCAGAUAGCUACCUUCGGCAAGACCAAAGCAUUGCUCAUCGAGUACGACCUUGUCACCCAGCCCACGAUCAACUCCUUCUGCGCGGGGUUGAUAGCCGGCUCGAUCAUGUCGGUGGCCAUCACGCCGCCGGAUGUGAUCACAACGCGUCUGUACAACCAGGGCGUAGAUGUCCAGGGCCGUGGGCUGCUGUACAAGGGCUGGCUGGACUGCGUCGUGAAGAUCUUGCGCACCGAGGGCGUACACGGUAUGUACAAGGGCUUCUGGGCCAACUAUCUGCGGAUCGCCCCGCACUCCACUCUCGUGCUACUCUUCUUUGACGAACUGAUCGCCAUGCGCGAGAAGUAUGACCUGCACUACUGACUCAAUCAGUAGGGUUGUCCUGAUUGUCUACUUUAAGUACAAAUUUGUUCAAUUGUUUGAGAUUUUUUGUUUGCCUUAGUUCGUAGCGACCAGAGCUCCCAGUUCCAAUCUCCUAUGCUUAGCGUAGCCCAAAGAACUUUAAAUGUGCCUUCAGUAAGCUAAACCUGUACCUUUAUUUAUUAAUUGUGCAAUACUUUUGGUUAAUAAACCGGUUCAUUUGUUAUA
This is a messenger RNA of Drosophila persimilis, 1339 nucleotides long. RefSeq names its product solute carrier family 25 member 35. The record is from RefSeq and is a predicted model, not a curated record. Lineage: Eukaryota; Metazoa; Arthropoda; Insecta; Diptera; Drosophilidae. The transcript has 3 exons. The coding region runs from base 200 to 1114 and encodes 304 amino acids.